AUAAUAUUUAAAAUCUGGGACAAAGAACCGUCUGGACGGAACUGCUUCGAUUGCAAAACCUCAGCGCAGCCACCGGAGCGGCCGGCGGGCCGGAGUCUGAAGCAGCCCCUUUAAAACAGCGGAGUACAGUAUUGGGAUUCUUGAAACCUGAAACCUAGAAACAGAAUCGAAGCGGAAACCAGAAGGAAAACCUUGAACUCCUCCAGACAAUUGCUUCCGGGGAGUUUCAGGAGAGCGAGGGGGAAUAAAGGGCCCGAGAGGAGGGCCCCUCGGAUGGCGCGUCCCUGAGGGUCCUGGCGAGUUCGAGGAGCGUGGGAAGGAGAGGACCCUACCCUCUCCCUGGGCUGCAGGUCAUGGCCACCGUGGAGCCGAGAGCCCUUGGCAUUGGCUUCAAGUGGCUCUCUUUGGCCACUUUUGUGCUCAUCUGCGCCGGGCAUGGGGCACGCAGGGAGGAAGGGGGUCCAGCCUGCUACGGUGGAUUUGACCUGUACUUCAUUUUGGACAAAUCAGGAAGUGUGCUGCACCACUGGAAUGAGAUCUAUUACUUCGUGGAACAGUUGGCUCACAAGUUCAUCAGCCCACAGCUAAGAAUGUCCUUUAUUGUCUUCUCUACUCAAGGAACAACCCUAAUGAAGCUAACAGAAGACAGAGAACAGAUUCGUCAAGGCCUCGAAGAACUUCAGAAGGUCCUGCCAGGAGGAGACACUUACAUGCAUGAAGGAUUUGAAAGGGCCAGCGAGCAGAUUUAUUAUGAAAACAGUCAAGGAUACAGGACAGCCAGCGUCAUCAUUGCUCUGACUGAUGGAGAACUCCAAGAACAUCUCUUUUUCUAUUCAGAGAGGGAGGCUAACAGAUCUCGAGACCUUGGAGCAAUUGUUUACUGCGUUGGUGUGAAGGAUUUCAAUGAAACACAGCUGGCCCGGAUUGCGGACAGUAAGGAUCAUGUAUUUCCAGUCAAUGACGGCUUUCAGGCUCUGCAAGGCAUCAUCCACUCAAUUCUGAAGAAGUCCUGCAUUGAAAUUCUAGCAGCUGAACCAUCCACCAUAUGUGCAGGAGAAUCAUUUCAAGUAGUCGUGAGAGGGAAUGGCUUUCGACACGCUCGCAACGUGAACAGGGUCCUCUGCAGCUUCAAGAUCAACGAGUCGGUCACAUUCAAUGAGAAGCCCUUUGCUGUGGAAGAUACUUAUUUGCUGUGUCCAGCACCUAUCUUAAAAGAAGUUGGCAUGAAAGCCGCACUCCAGGUCAGCAUGAAUGAUGGCCUGUCUUUCAUCUCCAGUUCUGUCAUCAUCACCACCACACACUGUUCCGAUGGCUCCAUCCUGGCAAUUGCCCUGCUGAUCCUGUUCCUGCUCCUGGCCCUGGCUCUGCUGUGGUGGUUCUGGCCCCUCUGCUGCACUGUGAUUAUCAAGGAGAUCCCUCCACCCCCUGUUGAGGAAAGUGAGGAGGAAGAUGACGAUGGUCUGCCCAAGAAAAAGUGGCCGACGGUGGAUGCCUCUUAUUAUGGUGGGCGAGGUGUUGGAGGCAUUAAAAGGAUGGAGGUUCGUUGGGGAGAAAAGGGCUCCACAGAAGAAGGUGCUAAGUUGGAAAAGGCAAAGAACGCAAGAGUCAAGAUGCCAGAGCAGGAGUACGAAUUCCCUGAGCCCCGGAACCUCAACAACAACAUGCGGCGGCCCUCCUCCCCCCGGAAGUGGUACUCUCCCAUCAAGGGAAAACUCGAUGCCUUGUGGGUCCUACUAAGGAAAGGAUAUGAUCGCGUGUCCGUGAUGCGUCCGCAGCCGGGAGACACGGGGCGCUGCAUCAACUUCACCAGAGUCAAGAACAAUCAGCCGGCCAAGUACCCCCUCAACAACGCUUACCACACCAGCUCGCCACCUCCUGCCCCCAUCUACACACCCCCACCCCCUGCACCCCACUGCCCUCCCCCACCCCCCAGUGCUCCCACUCCUCCAAUUCCAUCCCCACCUUCCACCCUUCCCCCUCCCCCUCAGGCUCCACCUCCCAACAGGGCACCACCCCCCUCCCGGCCUCCUCCUAGGCCUUCUGUCUAGAACCCAAAGUUCACGCUUUGGGAUCUCUCAAAAACUUUAGGGAGGAGGCUCCUUGGUGGUGUUAGAACAAGUAUUUCCAGUUAAAGGAGGCUUCUGCUUUGGAAAUGAGUGGUGACAAAGCCCACUAAUGUUCACCCACUUUAAAAAUCGGUUUGUCAUGCCAAUAAGCCAACAAUUGUGAUCAGUGGAAAGAAAUCGAAAUUUUGAAACGCUUGAAAACAAACGACGAGGCAAUUGCAGUCGCAAUGAUAGCCAGCCAGCCAUCAGCUCUAGAAGGUUCCAGAGACAGUGAAACUGCUGAGGUGCUCUAAAUGAGAUUGUGUCUCAUGGAGACCAAUAAGAAAUCAUUUCUCUGAGGGUGAAAUGCAGAGUCGGAUAAGAAAUAACAUUGCUGAGUUUCUAAAUGCUGCUUUCCCUCCUCCACUCCAGCUCCAGCCUUUAACUGUGGACCCUUGGCCUAGGAGCCAAGGAAUCCUCGCCCCUAUGCACCACCCAGGAAGGUGGAAACCCCUUGCCUACAAUUUUGGGGAAAGCUUGGAGUAGCCAUUGUGGCAAGAAACUCAACAUCAGACAAAUAUCCAAAAGUGUGUCUUACUGGGAUUUUCAGAGGAGUAAAAACGUGCCAUAUUUUUCUUCCAAAUUCUCCCGGUUUCCAAGUGAGGAAAGAACAGGUGUUUACUGAUGGAAAAGGUAUGUUGCCAUGUUGCUGUGUAAGUGAAAUCGGGUGUGUGCAUUGACAAGGGCCAUACUGAUGGGAGAGUCAGGCAGUUUCUAAAACCCACAGGCCAUCAGCAGCUUGGGGGGCUGGCGUGGGCCUGACAUGGUCCCCUAAAUCAACAGACAACGCAUUGUCGACGAGCAACAAGUUAAUGAUUCAUGUUAAAAAUCAAGAUUGCCUUUGGUUUAAAUCACUCGAGAUAUGAAUAAGUGAUUGAUCCCAUUUUCCAGAGACAAAUGUGAGUUGAUCUUCCCAAAAUAGCACCACUAGCACCUACCACACAAUUUUACUGAUUUUAUUUUUCUUUCUUGGUAAAGUUAUGCACCAGAGACUUCUAGACAGAGUCAAGAGACGAUGGUCCUGACAUACUAGAGAAACUAUCCCCAGGUUCUCUGAUUAACCCCAAAAAGGCACAUAUGUGGACACGAAUAGAUUUCUGUUAUCAUCUGCUGACCCAGACCAGAAAUGCUCUCCUGAAAUUCCCACCGUGCCUGGGCCUCACUCCAUUGCUCCAGGGUUUUCUGAAUCUGCUGUGAGCCCUAUAAGCACUUUCUAAACUUUGGGCCUCAGCACCCAGGGGUGAAAACAGGGCCAUUGUAGAGGGUCUUCUGCACUAGCCUGUUCAAAAUGACCUCCCUCUCCAGCUUUCCACAGGUCUUAAAAUUCCUCUCCCAAACUCCUUAAAUCUUUUCAGGAACAAAGCAGAAUAUAAACUUAGUGCUUUGGGCUCUGGUCUCCAAAGAUCCUUCAAGAAUACAUCAAGCCAGACUCAUUCUUUCACUUUACUUAGAACCAUACGGACCUGGCAUGCAUUCCAUAAGCACCAAUUCUUAGUCACAACAGACAUUGCUAAUCGAUCCCAGCACUCUUUCCCGUGGCGCCCAAUGAUUUCUUCACAAUCCUCAAAUCACAACUCCAAAGAGCCACCACUCAUCAGAACUGAGAGAGAGAGAGAGAUGAGCCCUGUUUGCCAUCCCUAUUUAGAAAACAAAAAGAAACAAGGAUUGCAGGGAGGAAUGGGGAAACCCUUAGGCAUAAAAGGUACAGUCGGGGGGAAAUAGAUCUGGGCACAGUGCCUAGACUACAGGCACUAAAUAUGCAGUGUUAAUGCCAAACUGACACUUCUCCAAACGUGCGGCAGACCCAGCCCUCCUCCCAGCCUGCCGCUUCCGGAGUCUCCCCCAGCCUUCUCCUAGAGCUAAAAUCAGAGAUGGUUUCCAGGACUCAUGAAAGCAACCUCCCUCCCCCCAUCCCCAACCUGGCCUGUAUUGUUUAUUUUUAGAAUACUAGGCUUCUUCUUUAGCAUAGUCCUUCAUGAAGUGGGGGCCAGAAUGUCUCCACCACCUGCAGUAACAUUGCUGGACUCCAGAAGACCAUUCCCUAGAAGAAUGGGUUCCCCAGGCUCACAGUGGGAGAUGUUGAGCCCUUGACAACUGUUUUGACUGCUGGCAGUACAAAACAGUGCACCCCACACCUCUGCCGCAUGACUCACUGCGGCCACGAGAAAGUUCCAGCCAAGAUGCUGACACUGUUGUGAGAAAGGAUGGCAGGCAUCGGGUGCCAACGCAACAUUCGGGAUCUCAGCAGCACGUCAACCAGAAGCCCUGUGCAGUUUCUGAGAUGCUGUUCCAGUGAACUUGUUGAUGAAAUAGGGAACUGCAAAUAUAUGAUGAUUUUGAAGAGGAUUAGCAGGGUUUGUCCUUGAAACGGACUCAUCGUGUCAUCCGUAGUCAUUUAGAAUUACAGUUGAGAAGGAAAAACACAUAUACUGUAUGAACAGGCGCUAUUUUAAUAGUAGGCUAUUACAGGCAGGAAAAUUCUUUAACUGGUUUAUAAAAUCUAUCAGUACUUGUAUCAUUCCCUGUAAAAGGCAGCAGACAUAUGAUUGUGAUCAGGAAACUGCACAAAAUUGUUUUUUAAACCCCCAUGUUAUUGUCUUCGUGAAGUUUUUUUAUAAUAAAACCCAACUUUUUGUUGUAUAUAUUCGUAUUCCAUGUGUUAGAUGGAAGCAUUUCCUACCCAGUGUGAAUAAAAAGAACAGUUGUAGUAAAUUAUUAUAAAGCCAAUGAUAUUUCAUGGCAGGUUAUUCUACCAAGCUGUGCUUGUUGGUUUUUCCCAUGACCGUAUUGCUUUUAUAAAUGUACAAAUAGUUACUGAAUUGACGAGACCCUUGUUUGCACAGCAUUAAUAAGAACCUUGAGGGGUCCCCUCUGUUAAUGACCAGCCCACAGACAGUUCUGGCCUAGAGUUUGGCACAUAUUCCAGUGAGACACAAGGUCUCUCUUUUACCAAGGUCAAGAACAGAGCUAGAGGACAAAUUAAUGAAUAGCCUUGGAUACCUGGCCAUGGGUAACCUCAUUGUAAAUAUUACUAGAAUGAGCAGAGAUGAUCUCAAAAUUUCAUAUACACUAAAGUCAAAACACUGUCAGAUGAGGGAAAACCAUCCAAAAAAAUCAGAUAAUAAUAAUAAUUAUGAGAUAAUGAGCAACCGUUUCAGCCCAAUGCUAACUCAAUAAAAAUAAUUAAUGCUGUGUAAAAUGGGUUGAAUUCGUUUGCAAACUAUAUAAAGAUGUAUGCCGUGAAAUGCCUGUUAAUGCACCAGAUGGGAAUGGGGUGUUCUCAUCAAUUGCCUUUUCUAGUUAUCUGAGCUCUGCUAUAUUAUCAUACUUGGAUAACCAGUUUAAAAGAACUAGAAUAUGAUUUUUAAAAUACAAUUAACAUUAAACUCUUCUUCUAACUCUUUCUUCUUUCUGUGAUAAUUCAGAAAACAGUUAUGGAUCUCCAGUGCUUCUGGGUCAUUGUUAUAAAAAAAUCAGUUAUCGCUGUACCAUGCUGUAGGAGACCAAGCUAAACCUAUACAAUGACAAAC
Molecule: messenger RNA, 5635 nt
Organism: Molossus molossus (Pallas's mastiff bat)
Lineage: Eukaryota; Metazoa; Chordata; Mammalia; Chiroptera; Molossidae
Gene: ANTXR1
Product: ANTXR cell adhesion molecule 1
Exons: 18
Coding region: 354-2048 (564 amino acids)
Cellular component (GO): membrane
Molecular function (GO): signaling receptor activity
Source: RefSeq, a predicted model, not a curated record